This is a messenger RNA of Dermacentor silvarum, 3223 nucleotides long. Its product is annotated as lipase member J. The coding region runs from base 133 to 1401 and encodes 422 amino acids. The record is from RefSeq and is a predicted model, not a curated record. The transcript has 9 exons. NCBI's taxonomy places the organism in Eukaryota, Metazoa, Arthropoda, Arachnida, Ixodida, Ixodidae. Gene Ontology annotation, molecular function: hydrolase activity, acting on ester bonds.
CUUCUCAGGCGCAAGGACAAACAGCUUGCAUCGGCGCUCUUGCGAUGUGGCGGAUCAGUAUUGGCGGCGAGACGCAGCACAGCGGCGCACCCUCAACAUUCGUGCAACUGCGCCCACGGCUGCGGCUCAGAAAUGGUUGCCGUGGCACAGGUCGUUCCCGGAUUGAUAGUGAGCAGCAUCGGCCUGGCUCUCAAUUUCACCGCGAAGCUCAUGAGCAACAACGCUAAAGACCCCGACGUGUGCACAACCAUCGAGACAUUGGUGCGCAGCAAGGGCUACCCUUUCGAGACACACGAAGUAGCCACAGAGGACGGCUACCUGCUGCAGCUGCACCGGAUACGUCACGGCAGGGAUGGACACUGCGGCGCCAACGAGACAAGCAGCGCGUGCUGCGAGCGUGGACCCCUGUUCUUCAUGACGGGCCUCCUGGCAGACUCUGCCUCCAUUGUACUCGACUUCCCCAAGCAGUCGCUGGGAUACGUAUUGGCUGACAACGGAUACGACGUGUGGCUAGGAAACGUCCGCGGUAACACCUACGGAAAAAAGCACAAGAAUUUGGACGUGAAAUCAAAGAAGUUUUGGAAUUUCUCAUUUCACGAGCACGCCAUCUUUGACGUCCCAGCUCAGGUCGACUACAUUCUGAAGGAAACUAAACGAAAGGACCUGCUCUACAUCGGCAUGUCUCAAGGCACCCUUACUUUCUUCACCAUGUUGGCGGAGAAGCCGUGGUACAACGACAGGAUCAAAGCCUUCGCUGGGUUGGCACCGUUUUUCAAGCUGGCACACCUUAAGGUGCCGCCAUUAGCUGUCUUCUCGCCCUAUGCCGAAGCACCGCUGCGACUGGUCCAUGCCGCGGGUGGCUACGAGCUGCUGCCACAGGGAAUGCCGGUAGCGGGUCUCGUGCGCCAGUUCUGCGGAUACGCGACGCGCGGCCUCUGCUCCCUCUUCGCCGACAACUUCGCCAAUUUCGGGAGCAGGUACAUUAACGAGUCCAGGAUUCCAGUAUACCUGUGCCACUUGCCGGCCGGGACAUCUAUGAAGAAUAUAAUUCACUUCGACCAGCUUGUGAAAUCUAAGAAGUUCCAAAAGUUUGACUAUGGAGCGUUCUACAACAAGGAUUACUAUGGAAAACGGAGUGUUCCGGAAUACGAGCUGUCCAACGUAAAGACCGACCUGGGGAUCUUCUGGAGCGCCGGCGACGAGUUCGUUCCCCCUGAAGAUGUGCGCGAACUCCUGACAUCACUGCAACGACAUGUCAAGAAGAGCUACUACAUCGACGACCCCUUCUACACGCACGUUCACUUCCUCGUGUCUACCACCAACGGAAUAUACCUUCACAAAGAGCUGCUAGGUUUCCUCUCACGCUACGAUGACAAGGGAGAAAUUUGCCCCGCCGCUUGAGCUGCUAGAAAACGCGUGUCAAGAAAAGCAAACGCGACGCGUUGGUAAACCCUGGAAGUCAACUUCAAGCAGUGCUACCAGCCUUCGAAGUCUGUUUUUCUUUAACUCGGUUACGAAAAUUCUCUUAUUUUUCAGCAUUUUUACUGAUAGGGUUGUUCAGUUUGUCAUUAUGGUUUCUGUAAAGAUGAUGUUUAAGCAAAUAGACUGCAGAACUAUAAUUUAAAUUUAUUUCUAAGCAUGUUUUAAAAUAUUUAUACUCUCAAGUCGCUUCACUAAAGCUGAAAUGAUGUCGCAUUGCAAGUUCUGAUAACAACACAGCCUGCUGCUUGAAGCCAUAUUCACAGAAGAUAUCAGGACGUUUAUACUUUCCUAUAUAUGCAAACGAAUUUAGGACAACAACAAACUGCCAAUGUUAACAUGGAAUCUUAUUCGAAUUGUAAGAAAUAUGGUCGCCGGACUACCCUUUCCGAAUUUAGCAGGGUCAAAUUAGUGGGCCAUUUCACGACACUAAUGUAAAAUAUGUGCAAUGAUUUUUUCUUUGCAUGCCGCGACGUGCUGACGUAGUACCACUACACUUGCGCGCUUACAUGUCAUUUGCAGCGCAGCACGCUGAUACACGACCAAUUUUCUGUUUUCAUGCAUGCCAAAACUCACAGAAACACGUGACCGUUUAGUUUCUACAAUGGGACUCUGUCCGUGUUUUUUUUUUUCGCUUCGUGUGCCACGCGGCAUAACAUGCUCUACCUAUGUGCGGUUUCGGGUAAAUUUUAUUGCAGCUGCACAGCGCCACAACCACCUUGCCGUACUUAGGGUUAGGUAUAUAUGCUCGCUUAUACCGAGAUUUGCCUGUGCUACUUUGUUUGGUACUGCAGCAUAGGUUCGUUUUGCUGGUUACAUAAUAAUAUUUUAUUCAAAGGGCACCUAAAUCGACAGCACAACUAGAGGUAUACAAAUGCCGAAAGCGCAGUAGCAGUGCUGCGUUUACGAGCACAGGACAUCCGUACCUUGUCGUCUACUUGGCAAGAUGCAUUCAUUACGCUGCAGUAUGGUCAUAUGUUACAUUUAGAAAGCUAAUGCAAAAGUAAUUUGCACUGACUUAACUCCGAACACGCCGUCACUUUAUCAGUUCCAUGUAUCGGUCAUCGCGGCGUCGCGGCAGUGGUUUCUCACGUCUCUGAGAUUAUUCUUUCCGCCAAGUCUUAGUGCAAUUUUUUUUUCCAGAUUUAGAUAAAUUUCUCCUUGCUCCUAAACGAAGCCUAAAGUCACUAGAGCUAGGGAAAUUUACCCAGGGUUGGCAGCACUACCUUCAACACUUGCAGCCUCCUCUAUGCAGAUUUGAUGCUAGUUGAUUGCUGUCCUCCAGCGCUGAAACUGAACUCGAGAAUGAAUGAAUCGCGGUCGUGCGAAAGGUAAUGUCAAGAAUGACAGGCAUCAUACGAAGCUUAGUAGCGCGAGGUGACAGUAUGGACUCUGCUAACGUGCUUGGCUCCUUCCGAGAAUAGCGAACGACUUGGGCUGCAGCGCAGUACCUUGCGAUUUUGGGCAGCUUGAUAAACUUGUGACUUUUGAAACAAACGACUUUUCGCACACUACCUGUCUGAUGUUCUUUCGUGCAUGUGCUGCUAUGCCGUUAGAAUCAAUGAGAAUUAGCCGUUGAAUAAAAUGUGCAUGCCAUUACUGCGGCACAGUACAAAUUCGCGUUCCUUAAUACCUGCACUUUAAAUUAUAUGCAUUGCGGUGACGUUUCGGCAUCCUCUGACUUGCCACGUUCUGUGAUUUGCAUGUGGCGAGCAUGAUGUUUGCACAGACUUUAUAAAUAAAA